Molecule: messenger RNA, 1935 nt
Organism: Spinacia oleracea (spinach)
Lineage: Eukaryota; Viridiplantae; Streptophyta; Magnoliopsida; Caryophyllales; Amaranthaceae
Product: cytochrome P450 98A2
Exons: 3
Coding region: 209-1744 (511 amino acids)
Molecular function (GO): heme binding; oxidoreductase activity, acting on paired donors, with incorporation or reduction of molecular oxygen; monooxygenase activity
Source: RefSeq, a predicted model, not a curated record
CCAAGAUCCCAUCUAAGUUAAACUUACGAAAAACACAAAUUUAAUCAUCCAAAACAAGGUGCUUCCUUUUUCUUUCUUCCCAUUUUUUCUCUCUCCUACCUAUGUCAUUAUCCAUCACCAACCCCGUUCUCCACCCACUUAACCAUAAAACCACAAUUUUCUUAUUCUUCUCUAACCACACCUUUCCUCUCUCCUAAACAACAACAAUAUGGCUCUCCUCCUUAUUAUCCCACUCUCCCUUAUCUUGCUCCUCCUAGCUUACAAUCUUUUCCAAAAGUUUCGAUACAAGCUACCGCCCGGCCCGAAACCGUGGCCGGUUCUCGGUAACAUUUACGACAUUAAGCCGGUUCGAUGCCGGUGUUUUCAUGAAUGGGCUCAAAUAUACGGCCCAAUACUGUCAUUCCGGCUUGGGUCUAAGCUAAACGUCGUCGUUUCGAAUGCUGAGCUAGCUAAGCAAGUGUUGAAGGAACAUGAUCAAACUUUGGCUGAUAGACAUAGAAGUAGAUCAUCUGCUAGAUUUAGUAAAAAUGGUAAAGAUCUUAUUUGGGCUGAUUAUGGGCCUCAUUAUGUUAAGGUUAGAAAAGCCUGUACUUUGGAGCUUUUUACCCAGAAAAGACUUGAGGCCCUCAGGCCUAUUAGAGAAGAUGAAGUUACUGCCAUGAUUGAAUCACUCUUCAACGAUUGCACUAAACCUGAAAACAAAGGCAAACCCCUUAAAGUAAGAAGGUACAUAGGGACAGUUUCAUUCAACAACAUCACAAGGCUAACUUUUGGGAAGAGGUUUAUAAAUGACAAGGGAGAAUUGGAUCCCCUAGGAAAGGAAUUCAAGGGUAUACUAUCUAGUGGGUUUAAAUCUAACAAGACUAGCUUCUUGGCCGAGCACCUUCCAUGGCUCCGAUGGUUGUUGGUCCCUCUCGACACAGAAAAGGGUGACGCCGCUAUGCACAAUGCUCGAUUAGACCGAUUUACUCGAGAGAUCAUGGAGGAGCAUGCUAAAGUAAAGUCGAAAGAUGUUGGUGGUAUCAAGCAACACUUUGUUGAUGCCUUGCUCGGUCUCAAGGAUGAGUAUGAUCUUAGUGAAGACACCGUUAUCGGGCUUCUUUGGGAUAUGGUGAUUGCUGGAAUGGACACAGUUUCAAUCUCAGUUGAAUGGGCCAUGGCAGAGUUAAUAAAGAACCCAAGAGUACAAAAAAAGGCCCAAGAAGAGCUAGACCGGGUUAUCGGGCAGGAACGAAUCAUGAUCGAGGAAGAUUUCUCAAACCUUCCCUACUUACAAGCACUGGCCAAGGAGUCCCUAAGGCUUCACCCACCAACCCCUCUAAUGUUGCCCCAUAAGGCAAAAGCUCAUGUUAAGAUCGGUGGCUAUGACGUUCCAAAGGGCUCUAUUGUCUAUGUUAAUGUUUGGGGUUUGGGACGCGAUCCCAAUGCAUGGCGUGAUCCAAACGAGUUCCGGCCAGAACGGUUCUUUGAAGAGGACGUGGACAUGAAGGGUCACGAUCACCGGUUGCUACCUUUCGGGGCAGGUAGACGUAUUUGCCCAGGAACACAAUUGGGUAUAAACUUGGUCACAUCUAUGUUGGGUCAUCUAUUGCACCAUUUUGAUUGGAACCCACCAAAUGAUGAAGAAAUUGAAAUGAAAGAAGCCCCAGGAAUUGUUACCUACAUGAGCACCCCUCUACAAGCUAUACUUGCUCCAAGGUUACCUGCAGAUCAAUUGUAUAAACGCGUACCAGUCGAUAUGUAACUUUUAGUAGCAUUUUUAGUCGCGUACCUAAGUUUGAUCAACAAGGGAAUGAAAAAACAAUUGACGCGAGCGAGGCCACUACAUGAUAUUUUUGUAUUUUUUUUUUUACCAUGUGUAGUUUCUAUGUACAAGAGAAAUGUGAGUUUAAGAAAACGUACUCUCUUUAUAUCACUUGCACACAUUACCAUGUA